Molecule: messenger RNA, 2161 nt
Organism: Prorocentrum cordatum
Lineage: Eukaryota; Dinophyceae; Prorocentrales; Prorocentraceae
Source: the annotation of a GenBank genome assembly
AGCUCCGAUGGGCCUCCCAUCUGGUGUGCUUCUGUUGGCGUGACCUGUCGGCUUCCGUCUGCCCCGUGGCGGUGUCGAGCGACGCGUCGGAGCGGGGGCACGGGGGCACCGUCUUGGAGGGGGACAAGGGCGACAUCGCAGAGGCUACGAAGUACUCGGACAGGCGGCGCUUUCGCGACGGCUCCGGAGGGGCCCGCGCACAGGCUGCUGAGCUGAUCGAGGAGGCCCUGGCUGGCCACCGCGUCCCUGGAGAGCGCGACGAAGGGGCUGAGCCGGGCGCCGUCGCGGGCGGCGAGGCGGACUGGGCCCCCGACGGAGGUGAUCGAGUCCCACUGGUCCCCGAGAGGCUCCUCAAGGGAAAGUGGUCCGUGGUGUGCUCUCGCCCUUGGAUGCGCCCCGAGGGCAUGCCCGUCCUCGAGACCCGGGCGACGCUCUGGGGGCUGCGACACCAGCUUCGUAACUCACGCUGGUGGGGUCGAAGGCUUCUCUUCUUGUCCGUCUCGAUGCCCGCCACCCUGGCUCUGUCGAAGGGCCGGAGUUCGGCCCCAGGCAUGCUGAGAGCGGCGCGGGCAUGGGCGUCGUCGCUGCUGGUGUCGGGCUGCUUCGCAACCGUCCGCUGGAUUCCCAGCGAGCUCAACUCGGCGGAUGCUCCCUCGAGGCGCGGGCUCGUCCUCGGCUCCGACGGGUGGCGAUCGCGAGGGGCCGAUCCUGGCCCGCGCGGCGCGGCCGCUGCCGAUCCAGGUGCCUCUCCCGAGCGCCCUCUCGGCCGGCGGGGCUCUGCCGCGGCGCGUGGCGACGCCGCCGCGGACGCGAGGGCCGGCGCGGGGCGGGCCCGCCGCAGCACGGCCAAGGCCGCGGCCGCGCGGGCGCCCGCCCGCAGGCGCUGGGCAGCGAGCGGGGCGCCAGCGGCCUUCAACCGCAUGAGCUUCUUGCAGCUGGAGAGCGUCAGGCCGCGGACGCGGGUGCUGUACCAGACGAGCUGGGACCUCUUCGCGGACUGGGCCCGGGGGCGGAAGCUGCCGAUCGAGACGGAGGACGACCUCGAGACGGCCGUGCUGGACUACUUCGAUUGCAAGUACUUCGAGGGCGCCCAUUCGAGUUUGGGGGGCCGCCUGGUCUGCGCCGCGUGCUACCUGCGCCCGGAGCUCAGCCGCCAGCGCGGCGCGAGGCUGGCCCGCGUCCGGCAGGCCUUGCGGGGCUGGAGCCCGCGGUCGCCGAGCCAGUCGCGCCUGCCGACCCCGCGGGAGGCGGUGCGCCUGAUCGCGGACCUCCUGGUGCGGAAGGACCGGUGGGACAGGGCCGCGGCGAUCGUGAUGUGCGUGAUCUUCUACUUGCGGCCCAGCGAGCUCCUGGACCUGAGGACCUGCCAGCUGGUGCCGCCGCUGGCCGCCGGCCAGUCGUUCCAGCGGCGCUGGGCCCUGGUGUUGCACCCGAUGGAGCUCGGGCGGCCGUCCAAGACAAAUCGCUGGGACGACUCUCGGAUCCUCGAUCUCGACGAACACCAGUUCUUCGCCCCAGCGCUGGCUCGGCUGCGCGGCCCCGGCGAGGGGUCCGAGCGAAGGCUGUUCAGCUUCGACUGCCCGACGCGGGCGCGGGAGCACCGUCAGGCCGGACUGGAGCUGGGCUUGGAGGUGCUGGGCCCGCCGACCCUCUACGGCCUUCGACGCGCAGGGGCGAGCCUGGACUACGCGCUGGGUCGCCGCGCGAUGCUCGAGAUCCAGCGCCGCGGGAACUGGGCGGCCGCCAACUCGAUGAGGAGAUGCCAGAAGGCCGGGCGGCUGGCCGAGCAGCUUCACCUGCUCGCCCCAGGCGCGCGUCAAGCCGCGCUCCGAUGCGCCGCGCGGAUUGGCAGCAUCCUGGAGUUGGACAGCAUUGUGGCCCUCCACGUAAAGCACACCGACUCCUUCGACGGGUACACGACCAAGCUGGAUGGGCCUCUCAAGACCGACAUCAUCUUGAAGAACAGGGAUCUUCUGCAAGCUCUUCGGGUCGGCGCGCCCGUAGGCGGCGUCGACCGAUUGCCGCUCCAGCAGGCGCUGGAGAGCCUGGCCGAGAGCAAUGGGAAGUCGCGGCACCUCGCGGAUCACCGCGGGGAGUGGGCGAAGGAGUCCAGCAAACGGAUCCGCGCCAUGCUUCGGCACGUCUCCAGCGCGCGUUGCAG